AUGAACAGGGCCAGAAUGGGGAACGAAGGUUCCAAAAGCCGUUUGAGUGACCACGUCGCACUUCCUAAUUCAUCCAAUCCAACUCCGAACAUCAUCAUUACACGUCCUUCACAAGUGGACUGCCUGGAAAGCCCGAAACCUAGAGCACCACCGCCGACACCGCUUGAUGGAAGUUACUACUGUACGGACAGUCCAGUACCAAACGAACCUCCAUCGACACCACACAACAGUGUGUACGACUUGGAUCCGCGAGAAACGAUGGUAUUAGCUGGUACUCCUCCUCCAGAUCGUCCACCACCACCUCCACCCGAUGAACCGCUUCACAAUGGCAACGGGAGUUAUUUUGGUGAAAGCACGAUCAUACAGUCGGACGAGGGUUCAAAUCCGCCUCCACUACCACCCAUGCCUGCACCGCGGACUGGCUUCCCCGUAAUUAAAAGGAAUAUUAUAUAUGCAAAGGUAGUUGCCACUGAAUUUAAAGAUCGAAUGAAUCAAUUUGACGCAUUGAAUACGACCAAUAGACCGAAAUCGAAACAAAGCGAGGAAACUCAUCAAAUGAAAGAUUAUUUCGCUCGACGCGACAGUUCACUCAACUAUGACGAAUAUCCUAUCUACAAUCCAAUUACUGACUACACAUUCAAAAGUGGAAUGACUUUCCAACAAGGAGCAUAUCCGAUUGAUGCGUCUAACUAUGACGAAUAUCCUAUCUACAAUCCAAUUACUGACUACACAUUCAAAAGUGGAAUGACUUUCCAACAAGGAGCAUAUCCGAUUGAUGCGACGCGUAUCAAUAUCGGUUUUGUUGGACGACAAGGAGCUGGAAAGUCCACGUUAAUAAACGCCAUACGAGGUCUAACGAUGAGUGAUCCACAAGCUGCUGGCCGUCAUCCCUGCAAUCACAUGGAGCCUUUCCGAUUUAUGGAAGAAGAAUUUCAAAAUAUGAUUCUGUGGGAGAUACCGUAUCCACGCGCUUUCGCUUCCGUAUCUGACAUAUACGAUAGGAACAUGGGUUUUGAUCGUUUCUAUGAACGUACACAUCUAACAAUGCUUUCCACAAAAUCAGACGAUGACCUCGAUGCCGAAGCAAGGGAAUUCGGACGUUCUAUAGACAGUACUCUCAAGAGGGAAUACGAUGCCAGAGCGCGGAGCGUUUUCACGAAAUCUCUAAUGAUGAAGGCACAAAUACUGACAUCUGUUGAGUUACUACUUAUAAGUAGCCCUGUUGUGAAGAAUUUGCUCAGUGGAACAAUCGGCUAUCUUCAUUACAAACUGGAUGAGGACAAACUGCUAGAAUUACUCGAACUUGGACCAGGAUGCCACUAUACGUUAGAGAACAAACUACGGAAAAGUAGAGACGCCGACAACGUGCGACGACCCACAGCACUGGACCGUAGCAUCGAGGAUAUCGCGGUUAUGACAGAACGCACUCGAGACACUUCGUCGAUGUUUCCACCACGUCACAUCCAAAAAUCAACAGUUCUUGCCGAUGCUGGCUUCGAGAUAAUGUUCGGUACUGAUGAUCGAGUAUUCGGUAACCUUGAGCCGAAAUCCACAGUUCGACGAGCUGGCCGAACAGCCUUCAAUUACGGAUUUAUUGGUGGUCACGGUGUUGGGAAGUCGGCAAUGAUAAAUGCGAUGAGAGGAAUGUCGUCGAAGCAUCCGCUCGCCGCUGGGAAGUCUCGUAUCAAACGUGGAACAUGCGAACGUUUCGAAUUCGACGACGAUUUGCUCAAGUACAGCGUUACCUUGUGGGAGCUCCACUAUCCGAAAAAAAUUAGCGCCAUAUUUUGA
Messenger RNA from Cooperia oncophora, 1791 nucleotides. NCBI's taxonomy places the organism in Eukaryota, Metazoa, Nematoda, Chromadorea, Rhabditida, Trichostrongylidae. The record is from the annotation of a GenBank genome assembly.